CGCAUAGCUGGGUGGUCUAGGCGACGGAGCGCGCGGUGUGGUGUGCCUUUCGCAGGGCUCAUAGAAAUUAGAGCUCGCCCUUGGCAUUGUAUUCUCGUCUCUGCCUCAUCUUCUCUCCACUUGCGCAGUUCAUGUUAUCUCGUUCUUUUCCCCUCGAGAUUCCAGUAACCUCACCCUGCAAGAAUGGCCCACGCAAUGACCAUCUCCGUGGCCGUCGCGCCCGUUGCUGCCGCUUUCCCUAACCUCGCCGCGUCACUUCGCUCUCGCGGCGGCGUCUCUCUCCGUCCGUCGCGCCUGGUCGUCACGAGGCGCCUUCCCGCGUUGAAGAUCUCGGCCAAGUCGCAGGACGAGUUCAUUGAAGACCGCAAGGAGCGCGCGGAGCGCCAGGCGAACGACCUCAAAGAGCGGCUGGAGGACGCGCGGGAGCGCGGGGAGAGGGCGGGGGAGGAGUUCCGCAGCGAGGCGCAGCGCGUGGGCGAGCAGGCAUGGGACCAGGCGGAGCACGCGGCGCAGGGCUUCCAGUCCCAGUCGCAGAAGGCGGGGGAGAAGGCGCAGGAGCAAGGGCGCGAGGCGGGGCAGUGGGCGCAGGAUACGGGAGAGAGCAUCCUGAGCGCGGGGCAGAGGUCCGCGGAGCAGGCGCGGGAGAAGUUCGAGGAGCAGCGCGAAAGAGCUGCCCACGCGGGGGAUGAUGUGCGCGCUAAGGCGUCGGAGGCCGCUGACAGGCUGAAGCAGAACACCCAGGCAAGCUGGGAUCAGACCAAGGAAGCUGGGGAGAAGGUUCGCGGCCGCGCGGGAGAAAUCGGGGAGAACCUGCGCGAUCAGGCGCGUGAUGCUGCGCGCAGGGGGCAGGAGACGGGGGAGGAGGCGAAGGAGCAGGCGGAGGGGCUUAUCGACCGCGCCAAGGAGGGGAUCAAGGACGCGUACGAGACCGUGCAGGAAGGGUUGCACGAGGGCUUCGAGCGGAUCAGGCACAUGGGCGAGGACAUCACGGAGAAUGUGACUAAAACGAAGGACGCUGCUGGGGAGAAGGUGUCGGGCGCAGUGCAGAGCGUGAAGGGGACGGUGGGUGACGCGCAGGAGAGGAUCAGCGACGGGGCGCAAAGGCUUGUUGGGGACGCGGAGGAGGGGGGCGAGCGCGCGAAGGACGAACUGCGCGAUGUGCAGGGGGAGUUGAAGGAGGGCGCGAGGAAGGUGGAGGAGAAGGGGAAGAGGGCUCUGCGCAAGGGGGAGCGCAAAGCGGGGGAGGUGUCUGAUGAGAUCAAGAGGAUGUGAGCUGCGCCUGAUGUCAAGGUUGGUGGGUAAUACCGUUGCAAAGCAGUGUUGCCCACUGUACAGCAUUUGAGUGUAAAUAUGUACCUACCCACCCUUAUGGAGUCAAAUUUCCAUAAACAUACUAGCGGUCU
Molecule: messenger RNA, 1403 nt
Organism: Closterium sp. NIES-67
Lineage: Eukaryota; Viridiplantae; Streptophyta; Zygnematophyceae; Desmidiales; Closteriaceae
Source: the annotation of a GenBank genome assembly